UCGCAACGUUAUCGAUCCACGUGCUAUGCGCAAAAUGAUAGAGAACGAAUUAAGAUGACGCUAUGCAGUAAGUGUCGUGUGCAAACUUCUGUGGUUUUUCCGAAGCGAACCGUGUGCAUAACAUUUUUGGAGAAACGAGGGGAGAGACGCAAUUUCUGGACUGGUGGAAGUUGAGAGUUGAAUUGAGUGAACACAGUUGAGUAGAGUUGUUGGUUGAGACGCAAAUCAUCAUGGGAGAUAGAGAAUGCUAUAACUGCCAUCGUACUGGACACAUGGCGCGUGAAUGUCCGGAUGGUGAUAGACGUGGAGGUGGUGGUGGUGGUGGCAGACCUCGUGGUGGAGGUGGCGGCGGCGGAGGUGCUGGUGGCACCAAGUGCUACAACUGUAACGAGACCGGUCACUUUGCACGUGAAUGUCCUACUACCAAAGACUCCGGGUCCAGAGAUGGUGGAAGACGUGGGGUGGUGGUGGCGGCGGCGGUGGUGGCAGCAUGGAGUGCUACAACUGUGGGGAGCGCGGACACAUCUCGCGAGAGUGUGGACAAAGAACGAAAGCCAAGAGAUGGUGGCAGUAGCGGUGGUGGCAGACGCGGGGGUGGCGACAUUGAGUGCUACAACUGUGGAGAGACAGGUCACAUCUCCAGAGAAUGCCCAUCUCAAAGAAGUGGUGGUGGUGGUGGCAGAGGAGGCGGUCGUGGUGGCAGUAGCAGCGGUGGUGGUGGUCGCUCUGGCAAGUGCUACGAAUGUGGGGAGGAGGGGCACCUUGCUCGUGACUGUCCGGACCGCGAGUAGACCAAGCGUUGUUGAAAUGCCGUUGUAUUAUUUUUCGGGUUAUAUCGGCAUGGACAGCUGUGCACCGUAGUUGCUGAUGUGAUGUAUGCAAGGAGUUCUGUUAGAAUAACUUGUAUACCACCUUCUGUGUGGGUUAGACCAUGAAGAAAUGGCACUGGAUUGUGUGCUUGCAUGCAAUUUAGUUUUUUAGAAUUAAGAACAUUAAACCGGUGUUUAUUACUUAUGUAUUGUUUCUGAUGUUGAUUUAAUGUUUUAUUUUAAGGAUGAUUGGUUUUGCAAUUUAAUGAUAAAUUAUUAUUGACAGGCUGUUAAUUCAUUUUCCGUAUAGCUUUAAGUAAGGUUUUAGUAAAAUGGUUGUAGAUUUAUUUUGCCAUACUUGUUGAUUGUUUAGUUUAAAGAAAGUAACCUGACCUGAUGCCAUGUCAAAUUGGUUGUUUAUUAUUGCAUAUUAAUAGUUAAGAAAAGCACAAGUUGAUAGUUAAGAAAAGCACAAGUUGACAAAUUUUCUGGUUUGACAUUUUAAGGUUCAGGUCUAAGAAAAAAAGAAAGUAAUAAGCUCAGUCACAUGUAAGGUUCAUUUUAAUGCUUUUAUAGAUUAUGUGCCUAUCGAUUCAUGUUUAAGAAAAAAGAAAUGUAUCUAUCUAACAAUUCAUGUUUAAGAAGAAAUGUAUCUAUUUAGCAAAUUAGUUAAUAAAUUGAACAUUAAAUUUGGGUAGCUGCGAGCGCAGUUUACCCCAAAGUGUUUCAAUGUCAUGAAUGAUAAAACCUAUAAAUGUGAAUUGUUAGACAAGCUAACCCAAAUAAUGUGUUAACUCCGAAGGUGUAGUUGGAAGGAUAGAUACAGCUGAAGUGGUUGGAGAACAUUUGUUGUGUUGGAUAUAUACAGGCUGGGGAUAUAUUGGCAGCAGGAAAAUUUUGUGUUGCCUGUUGUAUCAGUGAUCUAUGGUUGUGUCUUUUGGGAGGACACGCCAUUACGGACGUUGACUGGUUUUUUGUGGUUUUAGUAUUUUGGUGAUAAUUAGUCAGCGUGUCUCUGGUGCUUUGUUGAUUUUUUUUGGUUGGUCCAAAGUGUCGGGAAGUUCAUUCACUCAAUUCAUCUCUCAUGUCAUUGAUGGAGGUUCUGUGUUCGACUAUUUCGUGUCUGAUUUGUGAUUGUUUGGCACGAAAUGUUCGACCACGCGGAGGCCUGCAUGUUUGCAGGGUCUCGAAAUAAGUGCAGAUAAUGGGGAGGUUGGUGCAUUUUGAUGCCCAGUACUUGAUUAUUCACUUCGUGAAGUGGAAACAAUAAAAUGUAAAAGACAUGGAUGUCCAGGUUUGUGGCAUAUGUUGCGUUCUCUAUAUACAGGAGUUUUUAAGUCCUGUAUGCAGGGCAUGUCACGCCUACUGUGUUCUCAAAAUAAGGCAGCUCACGUUUCAAAGGAGGUAUUUUAGGGAGAUCUGUAUAUAGUAUGGAUAUAUAAAGCAAGGUAUUCAGUGUUUUGAAGUUAAGGCAUUGUGGAACAUUGAAUAGUAUUUGAUUUUACUGAUUUUCUUUAUUAUGUUCUUAAUCAUGUUGGAAAAACUUGCAAAGUAUUAACAGAAUAAAAGGUCGUUCUUUAA
Messenger RNA from Dreissena polymorpha, 2390 nucleotides. RefSeq lists its product as uncharacterized. The transcript has 4 exons. Lineage: Eukaryota; Metazoa; Mollusca; Bivalvia; Myida; Dreissenidae. The record is from RefSeq and is a predicted model, not a curated record. The coding region runs from base 292 to 861 and encodes 189 amino acids.